This is a messenger RNA of Daucus carota subsp. sativus, 2040 nucleotides long. RefSeq names its product abscisic acid 8'-hydroxylase 3. Gene Ontology annotation, molecular function: oxidoreductase activity, acting on paired donors, with incorporation or reduction of molecular oxygen; monooxygenase activity; heme binding. The transcript has 9 exons. Gene Ontology annotation, biological process: brassinosteroid biosynthetic process; brassinosteroid homeostasis; sterol metabolic process. The coding region runs from base 363 to 1787 and encodes 474 amino acids. NCBI's taxonomy places the organism in Eukaryota, Viridiplantae, Streptophyta, Magnoliopsida, Apiales, Apiaceae. The record is from RefSeq and is a predicted model, not a curated record.
CACAUUAUCCAUUGGUUAUAGAGCUAGCUGUGGCCUGCAUAACUUCGAUAACUUCUAUCAUAAGGCCAAGACAAUACAUGAUGAAAGGCACUUACAGUUACACAAGGCGAUACUAACAAAAGCAUGGCAUAUUAUCUUUGUUGCGAUGUAUGCUAUGCUAUGCUAAUAAGUUGACACCAUGCCGUCAGUAUAUGCAAUGCUCUUGAGGUAUGUUAACGGUAACGACAAUGUAGAAUGUGCGGUUGGAAAAAGGCUUACAAUUAACGCGCAUAUAUAGCAAUCAGACGUCAAGUGGUUCAACAAAUAAUCGCGCUUGUCAGUACUUUCAGAGUUUUUAUACUUUGCGUCAGACGAGAGGGGUGAUGGCCAUUAGCAUGUUGAUUGCUCUCGCGUUGUUCCUUGUGGUUUUAGUUGUAUUGUGGAGAAUUGUAUGGGCUUCUCCGAAGGGGUUAGAGGGGAUUCCUGGCAACCUGGGUUGGCCGGUUGUUGGUGAAAGUAAAUCAUUUCUGUCAGAAUUUUCGAGUCCUCAGGGGAUUUACAGCUUCAUUAAGACUAGACAACAGAGGUACGGCAAGGUGUUCAAGAGCUAUGUGCUAGGUAGGUAUACGAUUUUCAUGACAGGGAGAGAUGCAGGCAAGAUUUUAUUGACAGGAAAAGAUGGUUUGGUUACCUUAAACCUCUUCUACACCGGACAACAAGUGCUUGGCCCGACAAGCUUGCUGCAACAGUCUGGUGAAGAACAUAAGCGGCUCCGUAGAUUAAUUGCUGAGCCUCUCUCUUUUGAUAGCCUUAAAAAGUAUUUCCAGUUUAUGAAUACUUUGGCUGCUGAAACAUUAGACCAGUGGCUAGACCGGGAGGUUUUGGUUCUUGAAGAGGCUUCUACAUUCACAUUAAAGGUGAUAGGAAACAUGAUCAUGAGCUUGGAACCUACUGGUACAGAGCAAGAAAAGUUUCGAACUAAUUUCAAAUCCAUUUCUUCUUCAUUUGCAUCCUUACCACUUAAGUUUCCUGGAACUGCUUAUGAUCGAGGUAUCAAGGCACGCGAUAGGAUGUAUGCCAUGUUUGAUUCAAUUAUUUCCAACAGAAGAUCAGGAAAAAGUGUACACCAGGACUUCCUGGAGUCGCUGAUACAGAAACAUACUAAAAAUGACUCUGGAGAAGAUCAAGAUGAUAAACUGACAGAUAAACAGUUGAAGGACAACAUACUAACAUUGCUUGUUGCAGGACAUGAUACAACAACUGCAGCUCUGACAUGGCUCAUCAAAUUUCUCGCGGAAAAUCCAGAUGUUUUGGAGCGUCUCAGGAAAGAACACAUGGAAAUUCUAGAUAACAGAAAGACAGGGUCAAGUCUCACAUGGUCAGAAGUAACAAACAUGCCUUACACAACAAAAGUUAUUAGUGAAACUCUUCGUAUGGCAACAAUUUUACCUUGGUAUUCAAGAAAAGCUGCUCAGGAUUUUCAGAUUAAUGGUUGUGAUAUCAAGAAAGGUUGGGCUGUUAAUUUGGAUGUCGUGUCGAUUCACCAUGACCCUGAGAAUUUCCGGGACCCUGAAAAGUUUGAUCCAUCUAGGUUCGAUUCACCCAUAAAGCCCUUUAGCUACCUUGGAUUUGGAAGUGGACCUCGGAUGUGCCCUGGAAUCAACCUUGCAAAGCUGGAGCUUUGUAUAUUUGUUCAUCAUCUUGUCUGCAGAUACAAGUGGACAGCUUUAGAGAAAGAUGACAGUGUCCAUGCAACACUAGUCCGGAUGCCAAAGAACAAGUUACCAAUCAAAGUUGAGGCACUGUGAACAAAUCUGACAACUGUAUCUUUUUCUUUGGUAAACAUACUGUAAGCAUUAUCAAAGUUUUGUAAGUCCGGAAAUAAGCAAGAAUGGAAAUUAGCAAAAAUGAAUUUGUCUGUGUUGACGGAGAAGGACAGGUUUUGAUCUUCAAAUGUUCCGGUAGAUGAACCAAAGAAUCUGAGAGACUAGCCUCAAGCUGUUGGUUAUAUAAUCUAUAUGUUGCAAGUUAUAUACUAUAAAGUGGCUAUAAUUUCCGAUA